This is a messenger RNA of Henningerozyma blattae CBS 6284, 1224 nucleotides long. RefSeq names its product Aim24p (gene AIM24). The transcript has a single exon. The coding region runs from base 1 to 1224 and encodes 407 amino acids. Gene Ontology annotation, biological process: inner mitochondrial membrane organization. Gene Ontology annotation, cellular component: mitochondrial inner membrane. The record is from RefSeq and is a predicted model, not a curated record. NCBI's taxonomy places the organism in Eukaryota, Fungi, Ascomycota, Saccharomycetes, Saccharomycetales, Saccharomycetaceae.
AUGCUAGGAGUAAGGCAUAGAUUGUUGGUAUCGACGUACCGGCCACUAUCUAGAUCCAUACAAACCGAUUCUCAAAGGUUAAACCAGGUGAAAAUUACCUUACUGGAUGAAUUCGUACCAAAAUCCACUGCCGAAUCUACAAACGACAAAACAAAUGAUCUACAAAUAUUCAAUACUUCAAAAUUAGCAUCGGUCCAAAUCCCUUACAAUUUGCCCCUCUAUAUCAGACCAAACUCCUUAAUCUCGCUUUUGUCCAAUAUACAAGAAAAUAAUUUCCAUAUAAAGACUAUUUAUAAAAAUGUAUUCUUUAAUUUAUUCCAUUAUAAAUCAUUCAAUUCAUCUAAAUUUGAUAAAAUUUUAUUCACAUCCUCAAAUAAAGAUACAUCUGUAAAUAACAAUUCAAUUGUCGUCUCCUCUUUGGGAAAUAAUAAAAAUUCUUCAUUAUUCCAUCUAAAGAUAGAUGGUACCAAAGAUUGGAAUUUGUUUGUGAAUAACAAGUUUAAUGGCAAUCCCUUAUUGGCAUUCGAAGACAAUUCUUCUUUAAAUAUUGACAAGAAUCGUAUUACAGGUAGAGGGAAUGUCAUCUUGAAUAUCAAUGGUUCGUGUUAUAACAUAGAUUUAAUUGAUCAAAAAGAUCAAAUCAUUAUCAAUAAAAAUUGUUUGGUUGCCAUGAAUGGAAUUUCUCAAUUCGAUAUUAAAAAUUCUUUGAAAAAUUUAAAUUUAAAUUAUUCCAUAAAUAAUCAAUUAAAUUCAAAUAAGAUAAUCACCGAUACAGAAGGCAAGCAAAAUGAUAAACAAAUAGUCGAAGAUUUUAAUUGGAAAUUAUUUAUGACAUAUAAUUAUAAAAUUUUAAAUUAUUUAAAUGAUCAUUUCAAAAAAUUCAUUUUCAAAUAUUUCAUCAAUAGAAAUAAACAAUUCGUAACAAUCAAUGGUCCAAGAACUAUUCUAUUACAAACAAAUUCAAAUCAAAAUCAAAUAAUAUCUGAUUUCAUCUUUUCCUCCAAAUUAUUUAAAAAAUUGGAAAAUUAUUCCACUUCUUCCUCUUCAUCUUCAUUUUCAAAUGAUCCAGUUAAAUUAGUUAAAGAUACAAUCAAUGCAAAUAACAAUUUGUUGAAACAACAAUCUCAAACAAAUUCAUCUACAUAUCUACAUUACGCUACUAUAACAAAGAAUAAAAAUGUAGUAUUCCAAUCUACUCAAGAUUUUAAAGAUGCUAUACGUUAG